Molecule: messenger RNA, 5576 nt
Organism: Betta splendens (Siamese fighting fish)
Lineage: Eukaryota; Metazoa; Chordata; Actinopteri; Anabantiformes; Osphronemidae
Exons: 8
Coding region: 50-1489 (479 amino acids)
Biological process (GO): apoptotic process; protein tetramerization; regulation of transcription by RNA polymerase II
Cellular component (GO): nucleus
Molecular function (GO): RNA polymerase II cis-regulatory region sequence-specific DNA binding; DNA-binding transcription factor activity, RNA polymerase II-specific
Source: RefSeq, a predicted model, not a curated record
ACCCUCACGCAGCCUUCGAGGGGGUCAGUCUGACCCCACGAGACAAACUAUGAAACUUUUGAUUCUUUUUACGUUUUUGGCCACAAGGCACCUACGCGUCGCAGGAUCCGCUGCGGCUCGGUCACCGCUCCCUUCUUCUUCGUCACAGGCCCGUCCCGCAUCCUCCCGGGGUCCGGCGCGACCCCGGCCCACGGAACCUUCCCGUCAGGCGUCCUGCCGGGGUCCGGCGCGACCCCAGCUCCCUGUACCUCCCCGUCAGGUGUCCUCCCGGGGUCAGGCGCGACCCCAGCCCCAUGUACCUCCCCGUCCCGCAUCCUCCCGGGGUCAGGCGCGACCCCAGCUCCCUGUACCUCCCCGUCAGGCGUCCUCCCGGGGUCCGGCGCGACCCCGGCCCCAUGUACCUCCCCGUCCCUCAUCCUGCCGUGGUCCGGCGCGACCCCGGCCCCCUGUACCUCCCCGUCAGGCGUUCUCCCGGGGUCAGGCGCGACCCCGGCCCCAUGUACCUCCCCGUCCCGCGUCCUCCCGGGGUCAGGCGCGACCCCAGCUCCCUGUACCUCCCCGUCAGGCGUCCUCCCGGGGUCAGGCGCGACCCCGGCCCCAUGUACCUCCCCGUCCCGCGUCCUCCCGGGGUCAGGCGCGACCCCAGCUCCCUGUACCUCCCCGUCAGGCGUCCUCCCGGGGUCCGGCGCGACCCCGGCCCACGGAACCUCCUCGUCAGGCAUCCUGCCGGGGUCCGGCGCGACCCCAGCCCCAUGUACCUCCCCGUCCCGCGUCCUCCCGGGGUCAGGCGCGACCCCGGCCCCCUGUACCUCCCCGUCCCGCGUCCUCCCGGGGUCAGGCGCGACCCCGGCCCCCUGUACCUCCCGGUUCUCAGAGUAAUGGCUGUCUACAAGAAGACGCUGCAGACCAUCGCAGUCAUUUGAUCAGAGCGGAGGGCAGCCAAAGGCCUCAGUAUCUUGAGGAUUACAACAAAAAAAGGCACAGUGUGACUGUUCCCUAUGAGCCGCCCCAGCCGGGCUCAGAGAUCACCACAAUCCUGUUCAACUUCAUGUGCAACAGCUCCUGCAUGGGAGGCAUGAACCGCGGACCCAUCCUCACCAUCCUGACCCUUGAGACUUCAGACGGACAACUUUUGGGCCGAAGAUGCUUCGAGGUGCGUGUCUGCGCGUGUCCCGGCAGGGAUCGUAAAACAGAGGAGGCAAAUAGUGCCAAACUGCAGACAGGGGCCAAACAAGUGAAGAAAAGAAAAAGUGCCCCAGCAACAGAUCCUGAUAUGUGCAAAAGGAAGUCUGGCUCAAGCACAGACGAGGAGGAAGUAUUUAUGUUGCCAGUUAAAGGCCGUGAGCGCUAUAACAUGUUAAAAAAGAUAAAUGAUGCAUUAGAACUGGCUGAAAAAGAGGCUAAAAACAAAACCAGGGCUUCUAAGGAACUGCUGCCGUCCAGUGGAAAGCGCGUCUUGCAAACAGCAGAACGAAGCGACAGCGACUAGUUGCAAUCUGCCUUCUUUUAACCGCCAUGUACGAGUUAUGUUCAGUGUUGCUUCCUGGCCAACAUCCCUCAGCAGGAGGCUGCACGAUCAUCGAGUUCAGAUGAACUGCGCGACCCCAGCCCCCCUGUACCUCCCCGUCCCUCGUCCUGCCGGGGUCCGGCGUGACCCCAGCCCACGGAACUUCCCCGUCCCUCGUCCUGCCGGGGUCCGGCGCGACCCCUGCCCACGGAACCUCCCCGUCCCUCGUCCUGCCAGGGUCCGGCGCGACCCCAGCCCCCUGUACCUCCCCGUCCCGCGUCCUCCCGGGGUCAGGCGCUACCCCAGCCCAAUGUAACUCCCCGUCAGGCGUCUUGCCGGGGUCCGGCGCGACCCCAUUUUUUUUGUUUUUUAUUUUUCCUUCUCCUUUCCUCCCCUUUACCUCCACCCGUGCCACAGGCCCACUGAUGAUGAACAUGAUGAUGAUGACGACGAACAUGAUGAUGAUGAUGAUGAUGAUGAUAAUGAUGAUGAUGCAAGCAGACAGCUGCGUGCAAGGGCUGACCAUUUUAAACGAAAAAUAAAACAGACCAAACAGGCAAAAACAUUUGAUUAAAUGCCAAAAGUUUAUUUAAUAAUAUAAAACAGUUAUGAAAUAAAGGAGUACAAGGCGCAUUCCGUACAGUAUAAUUUAAUCGGUACGCGUAAAGCAACAGAGGCAGGCGUAGAAAGAAAUUGAAUACGGCCCCUUUUUUUUUUUUUUUUUUUUAAUCUUCAUCAACGGUAUUCUCGGCUCAUCAAAACUUGACGCGAAGCAACUUUCGCAGCAGCGCCAGCAUCAGUAUCCCGCAGCGUUGGUUGUGGCUCUCGCUCCGCCGCGAGCCGCACACGACGCAGGGCAUAUCGUAGCCAAAGCCGACAUGGCCUUCCACGGCCUCCUUCAGCAUCAACUCGGGGAACGCCACGUAGCCCCUUCUGUAACGCUCCUUGCCUAUCAUUGCUUUCCGGACGCUUUCUCUGCCAGAGAACUUUUUCGCCAGGAAGUCGCACUCCUCCACUCCGGCAACGUGCACGUGAUACACAUGCUCUCUCAGCAUGUUGUCACCCGCUACGAAACGGGAAAGCCUGACGCCGCACGCAUCACACACGUGAGUGUCUACGGUGUCCAGCUCAUACGACAUGCCCUCGCGGCUGCCCAGCUCCCUGAACAGGUUGUCCGCAGUGCGAGGGCCGACCACGCUCCUCUCGCUCGGCCUUUUCGUGUACAGCAGAGGCUUGCGCCUGUAGUCGUCGUCCAGCUGGGUGUCGGUCAGAUACGCCGUGAAUCUCUCGCAAACUUCUUUGCAUCUGUCGCGGUGUCGUCUCCCCGCGCCGGCACAGAUGACGCAUCGCUUUACGUUUAGCAGGUAACAUUUGCCACCGCUGGCAAAUAAGAGGGCGUCCGGAAACGCCACCAUGCCGUGGGCGAACCUGAGUUCGCCCAGGUCCAAGGCCAAUUGAUCCGGUGGCAGGUGGCGGUGUCUGUAAUGAGCCUUGACGCGAGCACACCGUCCGUCGCUGGCCAGGAUGUGUUUGUCCAACAAGUCCCUCAAGGCACCCUCAGCGGCGUUUACACACAAACAGUCGCACUCCAGACCUUCGUCUCGGCCUUCUUUCGGGUCUGGGAAUCCGCUAUGAUCCAACGGGCACGGGGUUCCCUCUUCUUCUACGCGAAGGCGCAGACAGUCUGUGGUCCGCUCGAGCCGCGGCUCGAACACCGCGCAGCCGUCGGUUUGCAGGUCACCUUCUUCUUGAGAGGCCAUAGCGUUGGAACCUUUCGACGAGACUGUGGAUAAACGCUCGUUCCAAGCUCGUCAGGUGAAGUGGUACUGCGACGUAUUCUCUCUGCGACUUUUAAGGUUUGCCGCACCCCCCCCCCCCCCCCCCCCCCCGCAAACAGGCACCCAACCCAAAAUCUGAACCGGCGAGGCAUCCUCCAACCGGCUCAUCGUCAUCUCACCGCCAGACAACUCCUCCUUAACCGUCCUCCACUUUGUCCAACGUGGAAAAAGUCCUCCGACCGGGGCAAUUUAUUCCCACCAGGAGGAUCCUCCAACUCGGAAAAAUCCUGGGAAAUCGAGGGAAAACUUGUGUAAACUUCAGCAGCCACGCUCCCCAUACAUGUAAAAUAAAAAAAAAAAAAAUUGAUUUCACCACCCACCCGUCCCGCGUCCUCCCGGGGUCUGACGCGACCCCACGCUCGCACACACACACACACACACACAUUAUUUGAAUAUUAUCAUAUUAUGAGGGAGAAAAUAAAGACCAAAUAAGCAAAACUUUUGAUUAAAUACUAAAUAUUUAUUAAAUAUAAAACAGUAAUCAAAGAAAGGGGUACACAAUGCAUUCAUAUGCACUCAUAUUCAUAUUCAUAUUAAAACCUCAGAGAGACCGAAAUCAUCCCACCACCAGAGAACUCGGGAACCGUUCUCCACUUUAUCCAACGUGAAAAAUCCUCCAACGUGGCAGGUUAUCCCACCGGAGGGAUUCCUUCAACGCGGUGAAGAUUCCUCCAACUUGGAAACUCGGUGUUUGUGUGUGUGUGUGUGUGUGUGUGUGUGUGUGUGUGUGCUUUCACCUGCAAAUUAUUUCACCACCACCCUCACGUCCUCCCUAGGUCCAACACGACCCCAUGAGCCGCACACACACACACACACGCACACACACACACACACACACACACACACACACACACACACACACACACACACACACACACACACACACACACACACUGAUUGAUAUAUUAUAUUAUAUAUAUAUUAUAUUAUAUUAUGAGGGAGAAAAUAAAGACCAAAUAAGCAAAACUUUUGAUUAAAUGCUAAAUAUUUAUUGAAUAUAAAACAGUAAUCAAAGAAAGGGGUACACAAUGCAUUCAUAUGCACUCAUAUUCAUAUUCAUAUUAGAAUUCACAUCACACGUAUUCCAAAUAAUCCAAAGGUGUCCGGACAUCUUAAUCGGCACGCGUAACGACAGAGGCUGGCGGGGCGGGGAGAAGCUCGAUACAGCCGGCGAUGUGAGCCAAGAGUUCAGAGACAGACUUGAACGGGUCUCUCACAGUGCCAUCCACGAGCACGUAUUGGAAACCGCGCGGGGUCGAACAAAACAAAACGCUCCGAGUACACUCGUCGGUAGCGAUGUCAAACAGGUAUCCCGCGUCGUAGCCGUCCAUAUAACAAAAGACUAUCCCCGCGUUCGGCUUCACCUCGGGCAGCUUUUCCGGAUAGGCGUACAGCCCCCACCAGGUGUCGCCCAGUGCCGUUAUCGCGCCGCGCACCUCACUCAGCAACCUCGUGGCAGACAGAUCCUCAAAGCGCACUCCGUCUUCCUGGGGGGGACUCAGAAGCCUGGCGCGGUCCUUGGCGAUAACUUUGCCGAUCAGCCUCACGGGGUCCGACGCCGUCCCGUAAGGGUCGGACCAAAUUGGGGCGGUGGCGUCCAUGACCGUGUCGUCGCGAGCCACCGGCUCGAAGAGGAUCCGGUAGACUCCAUUGUAAACCACCAGAGAGAAAAAUUUCAGACCCCUCACGGUCUUGAUUGCACCCCAAAGAACAACGCCGUCCCCCGACUCUUUCCGGGGACUUGGGAUGCAGUCGGCCAGCAAAACUAUUCCCUCGCACGGUGUAACGCGCGCGCGACACAGAUGCACCAGCCCCUUGCCGGGCGAGGCCCAGAUCUUCCCCGUUAGGACCUCCAUUUCCUCCCAGGUGGCGUUCAGGAGCGCCCAAUUUCCCACGGGUCUGCGUUGCGAGACGUGAGGAUGCGCGUCUCGCCAGACAGCGAACUUGUCAUUGUCUCUGGCUUUUCCAGUGCCUUUAGAGAAGGUCUUUAAGAUCUGAGCGAAGGCGACGAGCUCCGGUCCGUUAAGGAAGUUAGAGGUCUCUGCGUCCAUGUCGGUGAGCUCUGUUCAGUUUAGAGGGACGGGAAGAGUGGCCAUCCUCUUCUGUCUUCUGUGGGGUUUAUAUGACGCCGACCGUGGGAAGGUGGCAGGUCUGACCGGGGGUCCGAUCCCCGACCCUAACCUUGUUUUUGUUUUGUUUUGUUUUUUUUUUUCGUAUUCUCUGGCACCACA